AUGAUGUUAAGAGAAAAUUUCGAUUCCAUCGAAGAAUUUACAUCAGAUAUUUCUCCAACCACUACUAUAUGGAAAGAUAAUGGAAAUGGAAAAAAGUUAUUGCAUAAUAAAGAAAUUGGAAUGUUUAAUGAUAAUUGCAACAAAGGAAUGAAUAUGGAAGGUAUUCUGAAACCUGUGGAAAAUAUACUUUUCGAAUUUUUUCAACAUCGUUAUGUGUCUUCGGGAAAGCACAAAAAAAAUAAUACACAUAAACGACACUUAAGAAUGAUCGAAACAGUUAUCUAA
Brugia pahangi is the source of this 285-nucleotide messenger RNA. NCBI's taxonomy places the organism in Eukaryota, Metazoa, Nematoda, Chromadorea, Rhabditida, Onchocercidae. The record is from the annotation of a GenBank genome assembly.